This is a messenger RNA of Entamoeba invadens IP1, 1149 nucleotides long. RefSeq lists its product as hypothetical. Bases 1 to 1149 code for a protein of 382 amino acids. Gene Ontology annotation, cellular component: nucleus. Gene Ontology annotation, molecular function: zinc ion binding; nucleic acid binding; ubiquitin protein ligase activity. The record is from RefSeq and is a predicted model, not a curated record. Gene Ontology annotation, biological process: mRNA processing; ubiquitin-dependent protein catabolic process; protein ubiquitination. Lineage: Eukaryota; Evosea; Mastigamoebida; Endamoebidae. The transcript has a single exon.
AUGAGUGUGUUUUACUUCAACCAUCGUUCCUUUGGAGAUUAUUUGCGGUGUGAAAUUGCCAAGCCUUCAAUCACUUUGUUGGAUGUGAAGCAAAAAGUUGUCGAUGUUUUUUUACAUCGGCAACCCCCCGAAACAUACCAACCUUCACAAAUCUUGGUCUAUCAAGGCUCACUUGAGAUAACGAAUCUUGCUGAAAUUAUCCCUCAGGACUCUCGCUUCACUGUAUUUACACGCACACAAGAAACUUCUAAGGUCACUCGCGAGGCCGUCGACUUAAAAGAUAUUUGUGUAGAUAACAAGACGAUCACCGCGACACCACUGUUCUCCACCAAUUCGCGUAAACAGAAACCACAACAUUUGCCCCCAGGGUAUAUCUGUCGAAGAUGUGGUAAACCGGGUCAUUUCAUUCGAGACUGUCCCGAGAACAACAACCCCGUGUAUGACCGUAAAGAGACUGCCGGCCUUCCCCGCGAGAUGUACGAAGAAGUCAACGACGACGACACCAACGCGAUGAUCACAAAAGAUGGGAAACAUGUAGCGCUCAAAAUUACAGGCCAACAGUUUCGGCCUGUUGUUCAAGUCGAAGUUGGUGAAGAGGAGAGUGCGAAUUCCGUACCGAAGCGGUUGAGAUGUCCGAAGUGCUCUGGGCUCUUACGUGGUGCUUCUGUUUUAAAGUGUUGUGGGAAGAGUUUCUGUGAGGACUGUUUAGUUAAAAUACGAAGUGAAGAGAGGUGUAUCAACUGUGGGAAAGCCAUUGAUAUAUCGAAAGAUAUUAUGGAGGAUAAGAAGGUGCGACAGGACAUCUUAAAGUUCUUUGAAGAAACAAAUAGAAAGAUAGCACAGAAGGCAAUGGAGAAGGCGCAUCUGGAACACCCCACUAAGAAUGCAAACGAAGAAAAAAGUAAGAUAAAAGAAGUCGUCGAGAGUAAACCAGUCAUUGAAAAAAUGGACAUCUCCGGUCUCUUCAAAAAAAAAGACCCAAAAUUUUGUCCGUUGUGGAGACUCGCUGCAGUCAAAUGUGACGGAGUUAAGUUCACUGGAAAGUUGAUUGGAAUCGAAGAAUAUAAACCAGACAGAGUCGCUAAAAUACUGGAAGGUGUCAAGAAGAGAGAAAGAAGCAGGUCAAGAGAGAGAUCUGAUAAUAAGUGA